AUGAGACACACCCAUCAAGCUACAGUGACUCUAGGACCACCACAAGCUACAGUGACUCCAGGACCACCACAAGCUACAGUGACUCCAGGACCACCACAAGCUACAGUGACUCCAGGACCACCACAAGCUACAGUGACUCCAGGACCACCACAAGCUGCAGUGACUCCAGGACCAACACAAGCUACAGUGACUCCAGGACCACCACAAGCUACAGUGACUCCAGGACCACCACAAGCUACAGUGACUCCAGGACCACCACAAGCUACAGUGACUCCAGGACCACCACAAGCUACAGUGACUCCAGGACCACCACAAGCUACAGUGACUCCAGGACCACCACAAGCUGCAGUGACUCCAGGACCACCACAAGCUACAGUGACUCCAGGACCACCACAAGCUGCAGUGACUCCAGGACCACCACAAGCUACAGUGACUCCAGGACCAACACAAGCUACAGUGACUCCAGGACCACCACAAGCUACAGUGACUCCAGGACCACCACAAGCUGCAGUGACUCCAGGACCAACACAAGCCAGGACCAACACCACAACAGUGACUCCAGGACCACCACAAGCUACAGUGACUCCAGGACCACCACAAGCUACAGUGACUCCAGGACCAACACAAGCUACAGUGACUCCAGGACCACCACAAGCUACAGUGACUCCAGGACCACCACAAGCUACAGUGACUCCAGGAGUGACUCAAGCUACAGUGACCAGGACCACCACAAGCUACAGUGACUCCAGGACCACCACAAGCUACAGUGACUCCAGGACCACCACAAGCUACAGUGACUCCAGGACCACCACAAGCUACAGUGACUCCAGGACCACCACAAGCUACAGUGACUCCAGGACCACCACAAGCUACAGUGACUCCAGGACCACCACAAGCUACAGUGACUCCAGGACCACACACAAGCUACAGUGA
Messenger RNA from Haliotis rubra (blacklip abalone), 933 nucleotides. RefSeq lists its product as uncharacterized. Lineage: Eukaryota; Metazoa; Mollusca; Gastropoda; Lepetellida; Haliotidae. The record is from RefSeq and is a predicted model, not a curated record. The transcript has a single exon. Bases 1 to 933 code for a protein of 310 amino acids.